AUGAAUGCUUAUAGCAAACGACAACAACAAUCAUUAAAACGACAAUUAAGUACUGAUGAUGAUGACAAGAGUAACAAUGAUCAUAACUAUCGUUUAAAAAUAGUAGAACAAGAGAAUGACAACAAAAAUGAUUCAACAGUCAUCUCAACAACAACACCUUCGUCAUCAACAUUUUCAUUAUUACCUAAUGAAUUACUUUUCUAUAUAUUUGUCUAUUUAAAAUCAACAGAAAUUACUGAAAUAUUUUUUAAUUUAAAUACACGACUAAAUCAAUUAAUAUUUUCUGGUUAUGAUCAUUAUCUAGAUGGAAUUGACUUGACUGAUGCAAAUGGAAUAUGGAUUAAUAAUUAUUUAAUGACAAUCCAACCUUAUAUAGAGAAAUUAAAGUUAAAACAACUACAAUUACCUCUUCUAUUUGAUAUCAGUCAACCAUCAGAAAAUAUUUUUCUAGCCUAUCCACAGUUGCAUACAAUUAUCUUAACAGAUAUUGAUGAUAAUAAUGAUCUAUUUCUAAUGUAUUUAGAAAAAUUUAAAUCUCUACAUCAAUUAACAACUCUAGUAUUAAAGUUUAAAGGGCAUAUACAUUCGCACUGUUGUCAUCUGUUAUUUCAGGCUAACACUCAUUUGAAAACAAUUAAUAUUCAUAGUAAAUAUAUUGCUACCUUUAGGCAUAACCAUGAUGAUUCUUCACCACCACUACUACCAUCGCUAAUGUGGACAGAGAAUUUUUAUAUACAACAUUUACACAUUCGUUUAUAUAGUCUAUAUCAAUUGUGUAUAUUAUUUGAAUAUUUAUUACAUUUAGAAACAAUACAUGUAGAAAUGAUGCCUAAUCAACUAUCUGUCGGUAAUGAAAUUCGGGGAUCACUUGUAGGAAAACCAACAAGAAAAUAUUUGAAAAAGUUUUCUUUAAAUGGAUUUAUAACAACUUUGCGACAAUUUCAGAUACUACUAACACAAUUUUCUUCUACAUUAGAAUAUCUGUCAUUA
Molecule: messenger RNA, 990 nt
Organism: Didymodactylos carnosus
Lineage: Eukaryota; Metazoa; Rotifera; Eurotatoria; Philodinida; Philodinidae
Source: the annotation of a GenBank genome assembly